Molecule: messenger RNA, 1864 nt
Organism: Oryza brachyantha (malo sina)
Lineage: Eukaryota; Viridiplantae; Streptophyta; Magnoliopsida; Poales; Poaceae
Product: aspartyl protease family protein At5g10770
Exons: 4
Coding region: 1-1677 (558 amino acids)
Biological process (GO): proteolysis
Molecular function (GO): aspartic-type endopeptidase activity
Source: RefSeq, a predicted model, not a curated record
AUGGACGAUGAAAUUAGCUUAGCUAGCCUAGCCACCAGGAGCGGCUGCUUGCUUGUAGCCAUGGUUGCUGCUCGAUGCGCCGGCCAUGGCGGCGGCUGUUCUUCGCUCCGACGGCGGCUGCUCGCCGCCGUCGCGGUGCUGGCGGCGUUUGGGCUCGCGCCGUGUGCUGCUGCUGCUGCUGCUGCUGGUGGCGCCGCCGCCGACGAUGCUGUGGGUGCGGGCGCCGCCGCGGCGGCGGCGGGGAGAGGACAUCAUCGCCAUGUGGUGAUGCUGCGUGUGGAGGACGUGUUGGCGGCUGCCCCGUCGUCGUCGUGCGACAUGCCGGCAGAAUACGAACAUAGGUCGACGUCAUCAGGGACAAGGAUGACGGUCGUCCACCGGCACGGCCCGUGCUCGCCGCUGGCCGACGCGCACGACGGCAAGCCGCCGUCCCACGAGGAGAUCCUCGCCGCCGACCAGAACCGCGCCGAGUCGAUCCAGCACCGGGUAUCCACCACCACCGCCCGGGGCAAACCGAGGCGCAGCCGGGCGUCGCCGCCGCCACGCCGGCAGCAGCCACCGGUGGCCUCUGCUCCGGCUCCGGCCGCGUCGCUGUCGUCGUCGGCCGCGUCGCUCCCGGCGUCGUCGGGGCGCGCGCUGGGCACGGGCAACUACGUGGUGACCGUCGGCCUCGGCACGCCGGCGGCGCGGUACACGGUGGUGUUCGACACCGGCAGCGACACGACGUGGGUGCAAUGCCAGCCGUGCGUGGUGGUGUGCUACAAGCAGCGGGAGAAGCUGUUCGACCCGGCGAGGUCGUCGACCUACGCCAACAUCUCCUGCGCCGCCGCCGCCUGCUCCGACCUCGACACCAGGGGGUGUUCCGGCGGCCACUGCCUCUACGGCGUCCAGUACGGCGACGGCUCCUACACCAUCGGCUUCUUCGCCAUGGACACCCUCACCCUCUCCUCCCACGACGCCAUCAAGGGGUUCCGGUUCGGAUGCGGCGAGAGGAACGAGGGGCUGUUCGGGGAGGCGGCGGGGCUUCUCGGCCUCGGCCGCGGGAAGACGUCGCUGCCGGUGCAGACCUACGACAAGUACGGCGGCGUGUUCGCGCACUGCUUCCCGGCGAGGUCGAGCGGGACGGGGUACCUGGAAUUCGGGCCGGGGAGCUCGCCGGCGGUGAGCGCGAAGCUGUCGACGACGCCGAUGCUGAUCGACACCGGGCCGACGUUCUACUACGUCGGCAUGACGGGCAUCCGCGUCGGCGGGAAGCUGCUGCCCAUCCCGCAGUCGGUGUUCGCCGCCGCCGGCACGAUCGUCGACUCCGGCACGGUGAUCACCCGCCUCCCGCCGGCGGCCUACUCCUCCCUCCGCUCGGCCUUCGCCGCGUCCAUGGCGGCGCGCGGGUACAAGAGGGCGCCGGCGCUGUCCCUCCUCGACACCUGCUACGACCUCACCGGGGCGAGCGAGGUGGCGAUCCCGACGGUGUCGCUGCUGUUCCAGGGCGGCGUGUCGCUGGACGUCGACGCGUCCGGGAUCAUCUACGCGGCGAGCGUGUCGCAGGCCUGCCUCGGGUUCGCCGGCAACGAGGCGGCCGACGACGUCGCCAUCGUCGGGAACACGCAGCUCAAGACGUUCGGCGUCGUGUACGACAUCGCCAGCAAGGUGGUCGGCUUCUGCCCCGGGGCCUGCUGAUUAAAAUGCUACACGUACGCACGAGUCAAUCGGUCGCUAGCUUAGCAGUCUGCAAAGAAUGCUGCACACGCCAAAAGUGGUCAAAGUGAUCUGGUUACUUAAUCAUACUAUUAUAUAAAGUCAAAUACGCAAUAUUAUUCUCACAUGGUUAUGAUUUGCUCCAAGACUUGUGUCCUGAUGAAUUCCA